Phytomonas sp. Hart1 is the source of this 4005-nucleotide messenger RNA. The record is from the annotation of a GenBank genome assembly. NCBI's taxonomy places the organism in Eukaryota, Euglenozoa, Kinetoplastea, Trypanosomatida, Trypanosomatidae.
AUGAAUCAGUCGUCCUUCACCCCGGAUUCCCAUAGCCACAACCCAUCACCGAGUCGCGUAGACGAUUCCGAUAGCAAAUACCUUUCGCAGGAUCAUAAAUCCUACAGCGAGCAUGCCGACGAUGGGGAUCAAAGUAAUUGCUCCAUUGGUCUUCAAACCUGCUCCCCUUUAGACACGCGUGAGAAUGAGGAGGCGGAUGGGCAAUGGAAAUGCCACAUCAACCCCAAUAAUUCGAGGUUUCAGUUGGAUCUUAAUCGGCUUCCCCGCCAUUCCUUAGAAAGGGAUGCGGAGGUGACCUACCCUCAUAAGUUGAGCACCGAUGUCUCCUUGGUGAUGCAUCCUAUCGACUAUGUGGGAAUCAUCAACGAGGGCUGCACGUGCUAUUUGAAUUCUCUUUUGCAGAUGCUCUUUCAUAUUGGUUAUCUACGCUCCGCGGUGUAUCGCAUCCCGGUCGAAAACAACAACAGCAUUAGCGUCUACAAGGCACUUCAGGAGCUUUUCUUCCAAAUGCAGGAGCGAACUACGCCGGCGCGGACGAAAAAACUCACCGAUUCCUUCGGCUGGGGGGAGCGGGAGCUUUUCGUUCAGCACGACAUUCAAGAAAUGGCGACACUCCUGCGCGAUAACUUAGAGGAGAAAAUGAAGGACACCGUCACGGAGGGCGCGAUUAACCAGCUUUUCGAGGGCCGCGGUGAACAAUUUGUGGAGACUCUGGAUAAAGCCUACAUAUCGCGGAGCAAGGAUAUCUUCUACGACAUCCACAUCCCCCUCGGGGAGCACACCAAUCUUCUGGACGGCAUCAAGUUUCUCACGGCGCGCGAGCAACUUGUUGGGGAUAAUAAGUACAAAGUAGAGCUAGAGGGGAAGGCGCCGGUCUACAAAGACGCCGAAAAGGGUUAUGAAUUUAAGAAAUUUCCAUACGUGAUUUGGUUCCAUCUCAAGCGCUUCGCGAUGGACCUGACCUCACCGACGUUAGAAAUGAAAAAGGUGAAUUCGCAGAUGGAGUUCCCGGUUGUGCUCGAUCUAACCGAGCUGGAGCGGGGAUACUCCCCCGAGGAGCAAAUGGAGCUUUUCACGCAGACAAAGCGCGGCGCCGCCGUCAAGGCCCUGAGUACGGAUUCCCCCGCCAUAUACGAUCUGCAGGGGGUUAUUGUGCAUCGCGGUACGGUCCGCAGCGGGCACUACUAUUGCUAUAUCCGAGAAUGGGACCCUGUCAAGCAGUGCUUUACGCGAUGGUUGGAGUUUGAAGAUGAGAAGGUUAGCGCCGUGGCGGAGGAGGUCGCGGUGAGUUUUAAUUAUGGCGGUUACCAUCAAACAUCGGGUGGGUUCUACCGCGGGGGGUCCUCGAAUGAUACGAACGCCUAUAUACUCUCCUACGUACGGCGUGCCGAUGCGCCGACCAUUCUAGCCUCUCCGCCGACGGACAUCAUCGCCCAGCGCGUGAAAGACGCCAUGCGGAGUGAGAUGGAGGAGGAGGAGCGCUGCGCGAAGCUCGAAAAGGAACUUAAGCAGCUGGUGACCCUGUAUGUUAUCACCGAUUCCAACCUAGCGGAGUACUGCGCGGUUCAUCAGAUCGAGCUCUUCGCGCGGGAUCUCCGUAUCGUGAAGAACUUCACCUCAUGCGUCCUCGAGUUCAAAAAGACCGCCCUGCUCACUUCGGUCUACGAGGCAAUUGCCGCGGAGCCGUUUUUUGCGCGGCGCGGUCUGAAGCCGACGGCUUGUCGUCUCUGGCAGUGGACGAACAACCGCGGCUUUCACCCCAGCACGCCCAUGGACACCCACCACGAGAGCCUUCGGCGCUCCACUUGCCUUUCCAACUACCUUUCCCCGAAUGAUCAGGAAAAGCCAAUGGCGAUUUGCGUUUAUUUGCAGGAGCCGGUGCAGAUCGCCCACUACCUCCCGCCGGCGGCGGAUGUCCACGCGCUCAUAAAGCGAUUCGCCUACGACGUGUCGAAAGGGGCGUGCAGUGUGGUCCUGCGGGCCCCCACCGUCCUGCGCGGGCUAUCCGUCCUGGUGGAUGCGCUUUACAUGCACACCUGCAAAGUCCAGAUCAUCGUCACGCAUGGGCAUAAGGAGAUGCCGCCGAAGAUCUACAAAUGUUCUCUUUACGAAAAUCGCCUCUACGUCCCUCUGGACCACCUUCAGCCGGUCGAGGAGCUGCUAUUUCAGUGCUGUAGCCCGACCGAGGUGCUGCCGGUGCGGGAGGUCCACCUCGAAGGCGAUCCCGCCGAUCUUCCCCCGGCCGCCGCCCUGACGAAGCCGACGCUCGCCAAAAUCGGGAUGGACCGCGUGCUGCUUUUUUUGAAGUUCUUCGACCACACUUCCUGCACGGUUCGCUACCUUGGGUCGGCGCCGAUCGACCGGACCGCGAGCCUGCAGAGCUGCGAGCCGCUUUUUUUUGCGCUUUUGGGCAUCCCCUACUCCCCGGCGCACCACGGCGGCCAGCCCAAAUUUCGCUAUUUCGAGGAAACCAAAGGCGUCGUGGUGCGGGCGUUGGAGGCGGUGAAGGCGGACCUCUUCGCCAAUCGCCUGCAGGACGGGUCGGUGGUCGUCCUGCAGAGCGCCGAGAUCCCCCCGGUGAUGCGGCACUUCCACGUCGAGACUUACUAUCGCUCCCUACGGCUCAUGGUGGACGUGCAGGUCCACGAGGUGGUCUCGCAGGUCUGCCCCAACGAGGAGGAGUUCCGCCAGGCCCUGAAGGAGCACCGGGAAUUGGCCGUCAUCCAGAAAAAGCUUCUGCAGGAGGAGGCGACAGAGACGAGCACCGGCAGCGCGGCCGCCUUUUCCAGCGCCUCGGCCCUCCCUUCCUCCUCCAUGUCGAUCGUUCUGAAGCGCGAGCCGAGCGUGGGCUCCAGCAGCGGCAGCCUCGUCCUGACCCCGACGUCCUCGCAGCCGCCCACCCAGCUCGUGCUCGCCGCGAAGCCGGAGGAGGCGUAUUUAUACCUCAACCCCUACAAUACCCCCCUUCCCGUCCUGGGGAGGUCCUUUUUGCGGGUUCAGGGCGGGACGGUCUGCGCGAUGUGCACGUGUUGGGGCUACGGCACCAUCUGUGAUCGCAUCGCCCGCGCGGAGGGGCUUAACCCGAACCAAAUCCGCCUUUAUCGAAAUGUGAGCCCGGCGACGGCGAAGCCCGCGGAGCGCGCGGUGCGGAGCGCCGCCUCGAUCACGCUCGACGCGCUGCUUUUGGACGGCUACGCGGCGGGGCCGGUGUUGUUUUAUGAGCGCCUCGCGCAGCCGCGGUCGGUCGUGGAGCGGAGCCCCGAGGUGGUGGUGACCUUGCGCGAUAAGGUCGGCCAUGCCCUGCACUGCGAGCGCUACGCUUUGCCCCCGCUUACAACCCUCCAGGGCCUCGUGAGGGCCGUGCGGCAGUCGAUUCGGCCCUACGAAAUCGAGGAAAACCCGUGGCGGACCCUCUCCGAUACCCUCAUCGCACCGCACUACGUGCUUCUUGCCUACGACCGGGACAAGAAACUAAUUCGACACAUCCUCGAGAUCCCCAUGACCGCCAACACCAAAAAUAACGUCUUCGCCGACCCCACUGGCGGGAAAAUCGAGGAGAUUCGCCUGAGUUCGUUGCUCUUUGACUACGACUUCGACCUCCAGCCGGCCGCCGCGCUGCGGCCGGGCGAGCAGCGCAUCGCGUGUUGCCAUGGUGAGUACCUGCAGGAUUGUCCGCUGAUUUUCGGCCACCCUUUUAUCAUCACGGUGAACCCCAAAACCACUGUAAACGAUGCCCUGCGGGAAAUACUGCAAAUCACGCACGUUCCCCCGACCGUUCUGAACUGUCGUGUGAAGUCCGGCCAUAAUUACGGCGUGAUGAUGCUCACCGAGUCGCCCCUCCACUUUGACCAGUGGGAUCAGUACAUCAGCCUCUUUUGGCAUCACACCCCGAACAAUAGUGGGUUUAUACCAAACCUUAUGCUGAAUCACCCACGCCCGUUGGAGAAGCCGGGAUCACGCUACGUCGCGCAUAACAGCCCAAGGCUCAAGAUUUCGAACAAUUGA